UAUAUUUUGACAGUUCUGAAUUUUGACAAUAGAAAUAAAUUUUACACGUGCGAUUUGAAUAGUAUAAAAUUCUAUCUUUUAUUACCUAUUUAUGCUAUUACAUUAGUUGUAUAUGCUCUUGAAUAAUUAUUACAUUUCAGUAGAGAUUGUGUCACUACUUUCCCAAAUUUUGUAAGGGAUUUUUUCUAGCUCUAGCCUAAAAUAAUUCAACAUGGGUAAAAAAAGGAAACUUGUUGCAAAGGACGAUGAUUUUGAAUAUGACCCGGCACCUAAACAUUUGGUUACAUCGCAUAUUAAAAAACAGGAGAAACGUCUCAUUGUUAUAUUAGAGAAUGCUCAAUUGGAAACUGUAAAGAAUGGUAACAGUUUUGAGCUGCUGAACUGUGAUGACCAUGCUAAUAUUCUUCGUAAGAAUGACCGCGACCCCGGCUCAUGCCGGCCAGAUAUAACACAUCAGUCUUUACUUAUGUUAAUGGACUCACCACUGAACAGAGCUGGCUUGCUACAAGUGUAUAUACAUACAGAAAAAAAUGUGUUGAUAGAAAUUAACCCACAGACAAGGAUACCAAGGACAUUUAAGAGAUUUGCUGGAUUGAUGGUGCAACUGCUACACAAAUUUUCUAUCAGAGCUUCAGAUGGACCAAUGAAACUGCUGAAAGUAAUAAAGAAUCCUAUAACAUCUCAUCUUCCAGUAGGAGUGAGGAAAAUCACCAUGUCAUUCAGUUCGAAAGUUGUGCAUAACUGUAGAGAGUUGGUGCCUAAGGAUGAGCCUGUUGUAAUGAUUAUUGGUGCAAUGGCACAUGGCAAGGUAGAAGUAGAUUAUGCAGAAGAUGUUAUAUCAAUAAGCAACUAUCCCUUAUCAGCUGCACUCACAUGUGCAAAAUUAUGUUCUGCAUUUGAAGAAAUAUGGGGAGUAAUGUAAAUAAAAUUUGUAUACUUAUAAAA
Molecule: messenger RNA, 945 nt
Organism: Manduca sexta (tobacco hornworm)
Lineage: Eukaryota; Metazoa; Arthropoda; Insecta; Lepidoptera; Sphingidae
Gene: Nep1
Product: ribosomal RNA small subunit methyltransferase NEP1
Exons: 3
Coding region: 212-922 (236 amino acids)
Biological process (GO): rRNA base methylation
Cellular component (GO): small-subunit processome; nucleolus
Molecular function (GO): rRNA binding; rRNA (pseudouridine) methyltransferase activity
Source: RefSeq, a predicted model, not a curated record